This is a messenger RNA of Alternaria alternata, 948 nucleotides long. RefSeq lists its product as hypothetical. The record is from RefSeq and is a predicted model, not a curated record. The transcript is spliced from 3 exons. Lineage: Eukaryota; Fungi; Ascomycota; Dothideomycetes; Pleosporales; Pleosporaceae. The coding region runs from base 184 to 528 and encodes 114 amino acids.
CAAAGCUCAUUGAUAUAAACCAAGUGGAGCUCCUCUCUCCCCAAGGUCCAACUACCGUAGCCCCACACGCCCUCCUCUUACCUGCCAGCUACGAUAUAUAUGCUCGCCCUCCGCUCCCUCCGACCUCUCACAUCUUCCUUCGCAACACCACUAAGAUCCGUAUCGAAGCUUCAACAACGCACAAUGGCAUCAUCAACCGGUGCUCCACUACAAGAAUGGCUCGUCAUUGUACCCGACCAUGCGGGUGCGCUGCAGAAGCGUAUUGCGAGCCGGCCGAAACAUUUGGAGGGGCUCAAGGCCGAUAGGGAGGAUAUGUGGUUGUGGGGUGGAGCAAUGCUCGAAGAACCCAUCAAAGAAGGCGAUACGAACCCUCCCAAGAUGAAAGGCUCCGCGUGCCUCAUUGGAGCCAAGACGAGGGAGGAGGUCGUGGAGAGGCUAAAGCAGGAUCAAUAUGUCAAGGAUGGCGUGUGGAAUGUGGAUGAGGCGCAAAUUAUUCCAUUCAAGAGUGCUCUUAGGAAGGCUUUGUAGUCUGGAGUUUGCAAAGCGGUAGUGGAAAAGAUGUCGCUCAAACCGCCACCUUGAUAACUCAGGUUCGAGAACUCUACUUCUAUUUCCUUCCUUCUUUGUCGUGCCUCUCUCGGGCCAAGUAUCAUGAGCCAGAAGACAAUAUACUUUAAACAUAUAUGCCGACAGGGAACGGCCCAAUAUCGAGUUACCCACUGACUUGCACAUACCGCGCUUACACAACCUUGACAUUUACCCUAAUAAGAGUUAUGUUUAGUAUGCGAGGAAACGUCGAAGUGUAAGACGAAGGCGAGCAAUCGCAUCUAGUUAAUUGGGCAUAAGAGGUCGUGGUGUGGCAGGACGGGUGUCAUUUGGCCUUUGAGGUUAUUGGAUGUGAUGGCCACUACUUCGGAUUGUGUAGGAGAAGUUCCAGUUUCUCGCGUG